AUGGCAUACAGCUCAGGGCAAGAGAAGGGAACACAAGAAGAAAAGGAAAUUCUUCUAAAGAAAAAAGAAGAACAACGACAAAAACAAGAAAAAGAAAAGAGGGAGUAUGAAGAUCACCUGCAAAGACUCAGAAACCUAAUAAAAGAAGACAGAAAGAAUAACUUAGAAAAGGCUCAAAUAGAAAUAGAUGGAUUAAUAGCCAUGCAGACAGUUUCAUUGAAAAACUCUCAUAUAAGGCCUCUUACAGCUAACAGAGACACACAAACAGUCAGUCCAAACAGUGAAGAAAUUAGAAUUAAAAUAAUCCAUGAUACAAAGAAAAAACUACAUAUCUUAAAAACAGAUGCAACUGUAGGCGAUCUUAAAAACAUACUAAAAACAGACUUUGGGAUAAAAAAACCAAAGGCAUUUAUUUCUACAGCGGGUGAGAUUGAUUUUAGUACAGAAAAAACACUUCUUAAGGAUAUUGGUGUGUCAGAUAUGGACACAAUAUAUGUACACAGCUUAUAAUUCUAGGUGUGGUUGUAAUAAGAUAAUUACUGCUGUUUUACUAAGAAUCCAGA
Nematocida parisii ERTm1 is the source of this 563-nucleotide messenger RNA. RefSeq lists its product as uncharacterized. The record is from RefSeq and is a predicted model, not a curated record. NCBI's taxonomy places the organism in Eukaryota, Fungi, Microsporidia. The coding region runs from base 1 to 510 and encodes 169 amino acids. The transcript has a single exon.